Messenger RNA from Clunio marinus, 890 nucleotides. NCBI's taxonomy places the organism in Eukaryota, Metazoa, Arthropoda, Insecta, Diptera, Chironomidae. The record is from the annotation of a GenBank genome assembly.
CUUUGUAUAUUUUUGUUGUAAUUGUUUACAUCAUGUCACUGCUUCUUCAAUGGCUUUUGGGAAUUGAAAAUCUUUGGGAGAAACUUUGGCGACUGUCGUUAAUUCCAAUGGGAAAUAACAAGAAACUUAUCUUGUUUUCUGGUUUACCGGUUGUGAUGGGAUAUUUUUGGAUCGUAGCUGGAAUCUUCCUUGUCUAUGACCUUACACAAUGGCCAAAGUAUUUGCGUAGAUACAAAAUACAACCAAAUAUGAAUAAUCCAGUUGAUAGAGAAAAGUUACGGAAGGUCAUCAAGGCAGUGGCUCUGAAUCAUCUUUUUUUAAACACAUCUGUUAUUGGUGUUGGAAUUUUUCUUCUCGACAAAUAUCAUUAUAUUGAUAAAAUGGAUUUCUAUGCAGUUCCAUCGUUCCCUAAGCUCUUAAUUGGUCAUUUGGGUUGCGUUUUGAUUUAUGAGAUGAUAUUUUAUUAUAAUCAUCGUUUGAUACAUACGAAGUGGCUUUAUAAACAUAUUCAUAAGAAGCAUCAUGAAUGGACAGCACCAAUUACCCUUGCAAGUCAAUAUGCACAUCCCAUAGAACAUUUAAUCUGCAAUGUUUUACCGACAAUUGGCACCGUCAUUCUACGAGUUGACAUGCCAACUGCACUUUUCUUCAACAUUUUUAUCAUGACAACUUCGAUUCUUGAACAUUGCGGACUUCACUUGCCAUUCCUUCAUAGCGCAGUCUUUCAUGACUAUCAUCAUGAGAAGUUCAACGAAUGUUUUAGUUCAAAUGGGAUGUGGGAUCAGUUACACGGAACAAGUAAAACCUUCAUGGAAUCGGAAAGUGGAAGGAGACAUAAAACUUUAAUCGGAUUUAAACCUUUUUAUAGAAAUAAGCAAGUUUCAAAGGAA